This is a messenger RNA of Closterium sp. Naga37s-1, 5412 nucleotides long. NCBI's taxonomy places the organism in Eukaryota, Viridiplantae, Streptophyta, Zygnematophyceae, Desmidiales, Closteriaceae. The record is from the annotation of a GenBank genome assembly.
AUGUCUCGUACGACAAGCAUGGGUGGGCAAGCAGUAGGGGUGAGUGGGAAUACUUGUGAGGCGCCUCAAAAGGGGUUGGAUGGGAGUGCGAUGACUCUUAAGAUGUCUCGUACGACAAGCAUGGGUGGGCAAGCAGUAGGGGUGAGUGGGACUACUUGUGAGGCGCCUCAAAAGGGGUUGGAUGGGAGUGCGAUGACUCUUAAGAUGUCUCGUACGACAAGCAUGGGUGGGCAAGCAGUAGGGGUGAGUGGGACUACUUGUGAGGCGCCUCAAAAGGGGUUGGAUGGGAGUGCGAUGACUCUUAAGAUGUCUCGUACGACAAGCAUGUCUGGGCAAGCGGUAGGGGUGAGGGGGACUGGGAGGGGCGUAGGAGUUGGGAUGAGCUUGGGACUGGAGAUACCCACAAGUUAUUAUGAUGUUGGUGUUGUGAAGGGAGUGACGGGAGGUAGUUGUGGUGACAAUGAGGAGUCUUCUAGCGAGGAUGAAAGGGGUGAGGAGGAAGGGAGUGAAAUGGAGUUGGUGAGUCCAGAUUCGAACUGGUUCAGUGCGUGGAGAGAGAAAGGAAGAGAGAAAGGAAGAGAGAAAGGAAGAGAGAAAGGAAGAGAGGAGGGACGAGAGGGGGAAGUUCAGAAGCUGCGGGGUAGAAAAGGAGUGGAAGAAAAGGGCAAAGGGGAGGGCAAAGAGGAGGAGGAUGAUGAGGAUGAGGAGGAUGAUGGGGAUGGGGAUGGGGAUGAGGAUGAGGAGGAGGAUGAGGAUGAGGAGGAUGAUGAGGAUGAGGAGGAUGAUGGGGAUGGGGAUGGGGAUGAGGAUGAGGAGGAGGAUGAGGAUGAGGAGGAGGAGGAGGAAGAUGAUGAUGGUGGGUAUGAGUUGACUCCAAUUGCCACGCCUGUAGCAACCACUGUGGCCCUUUCCCGCUCUCCUGUGCUUACUCCGAGGAAGAACAAAGAGGAGGAGGAAGAGGAGGAGGAAGAGGAGGAGGAGGAUGAGGAAGAGGAGGAUGAGGAUGAGGAAGAGGAGGAGGAGGAUGAGGAAGAGGAGGAGGAGGAUGAGGAAGAGGAGGAGGAGGAAUCUACUGUUAUCACUAGUCCUGUGGCGCUGUUCCCCUCCGGCUACCCUAUCUCCCUCUUCUCAGAGGGGCCGGAGAAGGGUGUACCGUUUGCCAUCCGAAAGGGAAAAACUGGGGUGUCAGGGGAUUCUGCUGCUGUUUCAGGUGGUUUUUCACAUGGUGGGGUUUCAGCAGGUGAAUCUUCAGGUGGGGGGGCCAGUGGUAGGCCCAGGCACAGGCAGUGCAAAUCGUUUUCCGGCUUUGACUUUGGUUUGAUUGCACCUGGACAGACGGUUCUUGAGGAUCGGCCGAAAGAGUCCAGGUUCAAUGUAUCUGGGCAGGAAGCGGGAGGGAAGACUGGUGGUGGGGAGAAUUCGGGACGAAACAGGAAAGUACAGCAAAAGGGGGCAGUACAGCAGAAAGGGGUGGGACGAGAAGAGGGAGCGUGGGCGAGGCAAGCACGGCUUUCCAUUCCAAAGGCAAACACUGGGGGUUCUGUGGCUGCUGCUGCUGCUCCUGCCGCCGCCGCCGCCGCCGCCGCCGCUGCUGCUGCUGCUGCUGCUGCUGCUGCCGCUGCUGCUGCUGCUCGGGCUUCAGGUGGUGGGAGUUCAGCAGGCGGGGGGGGCGCUGGUAGCCUCAGGCACAGGAAGUGCCAGUCGUUUUCCAACUUUGACUUUGGCUUGAUUGCACCUGGACAGACGCUUCUUGAGGCACAGCCACAAGAGUCCAGGUUCGGUGUAUCUGGACAGAGGAUGCCUGAGGCGCAACCGAAAGAGCCCAGGUUCAAUGCACCUGGACAGGAAGAGAGGAGGAGGACGGGUGGGGGGGCAAAGGAUGGACAGGAGGGGGCAGUACGGCAAGAGAGCGCGGGACGAGACGUGGGAGCGUGGGUCCAAGAGGCGUCUAUUUUUGAGUCGACUCAAAACUCGACUCAUCACACAAAGGGUGGGCAGGAGGGGGCAGUACAGCAAAAGGGCGCGGGACGAGAUGUGGGAGCGUGGGUCCAACAAGCACGGCUUGCCAUCCCAAGGGGAAACACUGGGGUUUUAGUAGCCAAUCAUACUGCUCAUACUGCUCAUACUGCUGCUGCUGCUGCUGCUGCUGCUGCUGCUGCUGCUGCUGCUGCUGCUGCUGCUGCUGCUGCUGCUGCUGCUGCUGCUGCUGCUGCUGCUGCUGCUGCUGCUGUUGGUGGUGGUGGUAGGGUUUCAGGUGAUGAAAAUUCAGCAGGUGAAAAUUCAGGUGGGAGGGGCACAGGUAGGUUUGGACCUGGACACAGGCAAUGCCUGUCGUUUUCUGGCUUUGAGUUUGACUUGGGUCAGUGGGAUAUGGGGACGGGAACAAAUCGCAAGUCUAAGGACUUGGGUCAGUGGGAUAUGGGGGACGGGAGGGAGGGAGGGAGAGGAGGGGAUAUAGCGAGCAGGGGGCGUGGAGGGGAAGGCUUGAGUGUGUGGGAUAUAGAGGACGGGAGGGAGGGAGGGAGAGGAGGGAGAGGAGAAAGAGGAAUGGGGAUAGUAAGUAGAGUGGAGAGCUUGUGUGAGUGGGAUGUAGGGGACGGGAGGGAGGUAGGGAGAGGAGGGGGGAUAGAGAGCACGGGGCGUAGAGAGGAGGGGUUGAGUGUGUGGGAGAGGAGGAAUGGGGGGGAGAGAGGGCAGGAAAGUGGAGGAGGAGAGGAGGGAGGGGGUUUGUCACCUAGAGGGGCUUUGUCACCUAGAGGGGCUUUGUCACCUAGAGGGGCUUUGUCACCUAGAGUAGUGUCGCUCGCGGUUAGGGUGAAAGGAAGAGGAGGAGAGAGAGAGGCGGAUGGAGGAGGGAGGAGGGGAGGGAGAGGAGGGGAGACGGAUGGGAAAGGGAGAGGGCAAGAAGGGAGGGGAAGGAAAGGAGGAGAGGGUAAUGGAGAGAAGGCACCGACAGAAGAGGUGAGUCCAGUGGCAGCAACGGACGGAGGCAGCAGCAGCAGAGGCACGGGCGUGGGUGGGAGGAGAAGAGGUGUGAGCAUGGAUAUGGGCGCUGUUUGGAAUGUGGAUAUGGUUUGGGGUAAGGAUAUGAGCGAGAGUGUGAGUAAGAGUGUGAGCGAGAGUGUGAGUAAGAGUGUGAGUAAGAGUGUGAGUAAGAGUGUGAGUAAGAGUGUGAGCAAGAGUGCAGGCAAGAGUGCGGGCAAGAGUGCGGGCAAGGGUAUGGGGGAAAGAGCAGGAGGGGAAAUGGCAGGAGGGGGAACAGCAGGAGGGGAAAUGGCAGGAGGUGGGGCAGCAGGAGGAGACACAGGGGUACCCAAGUCCCCAAGAGGCGUGGGCAGGAGAGACAUCAAGCCUUGGACCGACCCCAGUCAAGACGUUCUGAUCACAAUCUUCAAAUCUCCAAGCAUCUCAGCCCCUAGCCCUAGAGGAGGAGGGGGGGGGGCAGGGGAGGCAGCAAGAGGAGGAGGGGCAGCAGGGGAAGCGGCAAGAGGAGGGGGGGCAGCAGGAGGAGACACAGAGGUUCCCAAGUCACCAAGAGGCGUGGGCAGGAGGGACAACGUGGCUUGGACCGACCCCAGUCUAGGCAUUCUCAACACAAGCUUCACCUCCUCGAAUCCAAGCAUCUCAGCCCCCAGCCCUAGAGGAGGAGGGGGGCCAGCAGGAGGAGACACAGGGGUGCCCAAGUCACCUCGAGGGGUGGGCAGGAGGGACAACGAGGCUUGGACCGCCCUCGCUCACGGCCUUCGCAGCAAAAGCUUCAACUACGGAAAAACAGGCAUUGCAAUUUCAGCAGGAGGGGAAGGAGGAGGGGGGGGAAGGGGAGGAGGAGGGGAAGGAGGAGGGGGGGGAAGGGGAGGAGGAGGGGAAGGAGAAGGGGGGGAAACAGGGCCCCCCAAGUCCCCACGAAGGGGGGAGAGGAGGGACAUCGUACCCUUAACCUCCCCCACUCACGGCCUUCGCAUCAAAAGCUUCAACUACGGAAAAACAAAAAUUGUAAUUUCAGCAGGAGGGGAAGGAGGAGGGGAAGGAGGAGGGGGGGGAAGGGGAGGAGGAGGGGAAGGAGGAGGGGGGGGAAGGGGAGGAGGAGGGGAAGGAGGAGGGGGGGGAAGGGGAGGAGGAGGGGAAGGAGGAGGGGGGGAAACAGGGCCCCCCAAGUCCCCACGAAGGGGGGAGAGGAGGGACGUCGUACCCUUAACCUCCCCCACUCACGGCCUUCGCAGCAAAAGCUUCAACUACGGAAAAACAAAAAUUGCAAUUUCAGCAGGAGGGGAAGGAGGAGGGGAAGGAGGAGGGGGGGGAGGAGGGGGAGGAGGGGGGGAAACAGGGGCCCCCAAGUCGCCUAGAGGGGGGGGGAGGAGGGACAUUGUAACUUGGACUCCCCCCACUCAAGGCCCCCCCACUCAAGGCCCCCCCACUCAAGGCCUCCUCAGUAAAAGCUACAGCGCCACAAGUCCCAGCAUCAAAGCCAGUAAUGAGACGUAUCAAAGCUUCAACUCCGCGAGUCCAAGCAUCACAGCCAUGACGGUAGUGGGAGGAGGGGGAACCUUUAGCAUAGCAGCAGCAGAGGGAGCAGCAGGGGCAGCGGUAAAGGGAGCAGCAGGGGGAGCAGCAGGGGGAGCAGCAGGGGGAGUAGCAAGGGGAGGGGGCGCAGCAGGAGGGGACACAUCGGUCCCCAAGUCUCCUCGAGGGGUGUCAAUUCUCCUCAGUAAAAGCUACAGCACCGCAAGUCCAAGCAUCAAAGCCAUGAAGGUAGUGGGAGGAGGGGGAACCUUUAGCAGAGUAGCAGCAGAGGGAGCAGCAGGGGGAGCAGUAAAGGGAGCAGCAGGGGGGGCAGCAGGGGAAGGAGCAAGGGAAGGGGGGGCAGCAGGAGGGGACACAGGAGUCCCCAAGUCUCCUCGAGGGGUGUCAAUUCUCCUCAGUAAAAGCUACAGCACCGCAAGUCCAAGCAUCAAAGCCAUGAAGGUAGCGGGAGGAGGGGGGACCUUUAGCAGAGUAGCAGCAGAGGGAGCAGCAGGGGGAGCAGUAAAGGGAGCAGCAGGGGGGGCAGCAGGGGAAGGAUCAAGGGAAGGGGGGGCAGCAGGAGGGGACACAGGGGUCCCCAAGUCUCCUCGAGGGGUGCCUAUGAGGAUAGGCGGACAGAGAGAGGCUGCAGCAUGGGCAGUGGCUCAAGCUCAAGAUCCUGCUUGUGCCUCUGCAGCAGGAGAGGACACAGGACAGCAGCAGCAGCAGCAACAGCUGGGGGAGCAGGUACAGCGGAGAAUAGGCGGAGUGAGAAGGGGGGCGAGAAUGGCCCGGCCGAACCUGGAGAGCGUGCAGGCGUCGUGGGUGCAUGAGGACCCUGAGGAUGAUCCUGAGUAUGCCGGCUGGGGUGCCACUCCCAAAGGAGGGAAGGCAGCAACAGGAGGCUUCUGA